AUGCCAUGGUGGGUCGGUGCUGUGCAUUUCCAGGAAGUUGCUUUCGUCUUCUACAACACCGAGGGUUAUGGCUACCCUCAGAAUCUACUUCCAAACCCUAUGGGCGGGCCAGAGAGGCCGAAUUACCUGGCACUCUCACUGCAGAUGGUCCGGCAAUGGAUCAGCUUCAUCAAUUUUGGCGAUCCGAAUAUGCAUCUGGGUGUGGACGCAGAAACGUGGCCCGCCUACACUCUCGACGGAGACGGCCCACAAAACUUCGUGUUUGAGCAGAACGUCACGUCACACCCUGAGCCAGACUUGUUCCGUGCAGAGGGCAUUCAAUACAUUAGCAAUCUGAUCGUGGCAAGGGCCGGUCGUAAUUGUAGUGGUCUGGUGGCUUGUGGCGAAAGUGACACGGAUUAG
Recurvomyces mirabilis is the source of this 402-nucleotide messenger RNA. RefSeq lists its product as uncharacterized. The record is from RefSeq and is a predicted model, not a curated record. The transcript is spliced from 2 exons. NCBI's taxonomy places the organism in Eukaryota, Fungi, Ascomycota, Dothideomycetes, Mycosphaerellales, Teratosphaeriaceae. The coding region runs from base 1 to 402 and encodes 133 amino acids.